AUGAAUAAUGGUAGUGAUGAUAUGAGGGCAACAGAUAGAGAUUCGAAACAUCUGUUUGGUGACAAUGAGGAACGGAUCGAAUUGAAGAAUGUCACACCUUCCAAUCGAGAUGAUAGUGUAGUUAAAAACCCGAUCAAGUCGAUGAGCACAGAGGAUAUUUUUGUUAAGAAUAAUGUACCUAAACCAUCUGUCAAGAGUAAUAAUCAUAGUAAUACAACGCCUUCCCCUAAUAAAUAUACUAGAAGUUCUAAUAAUAGUCCACUUGGUAAAAGAACUCAGGAUAUUAACAGAAUUGCAAUGUUCUUUAAAGAUGGACAUUCUCCGAUAAAAUAUAAAAAGAACAAUGAGAAAUCAAUGGGCUCUAUGGAACCAGAAAUACAGAAUGAUAAUUCAAAAUUAUCUAAAUUAAAAGUUGCAUCGGGAUCAGAAAUUGCUGAAAGAUUAAAUUAUUCAUCAGAUGAUACUCCUCCAUCACAGAGAAAUAAUAAUUUAGCAAAGAUUAAUGUUCAGAAUGAUAUCAACCCUAAAAAUAUCAUUAAUAAAUUACGACUUGAUCAAAUAAACAACAAUUCCCUUAGAUCUUUUCAAUUCGAACAAGGAGGAAUUCAACUGAAUUAUGAGGAAGAAGAAGAAGGACAAAAACAAGAACAAGAAGAGAAACAGAAUGAUGAUAAGAUUGUGUCAACGAUCAAAGAUCAAGUUAUUAAUCCGUCUAGAAAUACCGGAAUUACACAACCUGUUUGCAAUAGUGAUAUUGACAUUACAAGGGCCAUUAAAAACUUAUAUCAAACUGAAUUUUUAAGUUCUGAAUACUCUGUUAUAGAUGACACUACGGAAGCGAAUAUUCCACAUAAAAUCGAAAACACCAGCAUUGAAAUGAAUGGCUAUAAAUCAACUCAACUAAUUGACACUAGCGAAACACAUACUAUAAAACUUUUAGAACCUGAAUUAGAAGCAAAAGAACAGAUAUUUAACACUGAACAACCUAAAUCAGAUCAUAAAAAGGAUUAUAGAUCAAAUUUAUUAAACGGCGAGACACAGCCUAUUAUAUCUUCUGAUCAGAAUGCAAUCUCCACCCAGGUAGAUUUGACUCAAAUAUCCGACACUUCAACAAUUCCAUUAUUCCUCCAACGAAGACCGUCCUUUUCUGAAAGUAACCAACCUGAUAAUAAUAUUAACACACCUGUGCCAAUAAAGAAAAAUGAACAGCAAACGAUACUAGAGGUCCCACAAACCAAGUCACCAAUAUUUAAUGAAGAAAAAAAUGGUGUGAAAAAUACAGACUCUUCACCCACCCCUAGGGAUAGGGAUCAGAACUGGAUAUCAAACAGUUUCUACGAAUCAGCAAGUCCGGAUAAAAUUUAUUUGCAGAUUUCUAGUAACAUCGAUUUAACAUCAAGCCAAAAUGGAGAUUUAGUAAAAGGUGCUAAAGAUUGUGAAGAAAAAGUCAUAUUUAGUGAGGCAGAAAUGACACAGGAACUGCCAGAAGUUGAAGAACAAAACGAAGAUGAAUUAAAAAAUAAAAGUGAUAAUGCAUUAGUGUCUGAUUUGAACGAAUCCCAAGACAUAGUACCUAAUGGAAGGAUGACAAAACGGAGAAAAAUGACAAAACUACAAGAAAUAAAUUUAGAUAAGAGUCUUGAGAACUUUUCGAAUAAAGAAGGAGGCGCACCUGGAGACUCUAAUAUUGAAUCAACUAGAAUAGACUCCUCAAAUAUCAAUUUAAUAUCCAAUGAAGCUACAGGGAUCGAGGAUUCGGAAUCUACUAAUAUUAAGUUUCAAUAUCAAGAGUCUUCACCUCAAAUAUUAAAGAAGACGAAAAAAAUAUAUCCUUCAGGCAUUCUUUCUGAGGACAAAAAUUCUUUGUCUAAUGAUGAUAUAUUAUUUGAAAAUUCUGUUUGGUGUCUGUACAGUUUGAAUUGUCAGUUCUACCCGGGUAUAUUGUUAAAUGCAGAACCAAAUACGUCCAAAAGUUGGAUAAUGUUCGAAAAUGAGAAAAAUUUAAUGAAUAACGAUGACAUAUAUUACCUAAAUAUCAUGAUAGGUGACAGGAUAUUAUGGAAGGGUCACCCAUAUACAAUAGUUGGACUAGAAUGCAAUUCACAUGAAGAAAGCAUAAUCAGAUGUGUCAGGGGGUAUGACACUUUACAUUUGAAAAAAAAGACAGCGUCUGGAACGCUAGGAAAAAAAACAUAUAUAACUCCAUUAAGCUCAAUAUCAAUGGAUAUUAAUGAGUGGACCAAAAGAAGUCAAUUAAUUACAAACUCUGAAGAGAAAGAUGAUACUGAAAGUAGAAAAAUUAGUACACCAUUACGAAGCCAUAGAAGUCAACUUGGAUCAUCUCCGUUGAAAUCACUAAUGUCGUCUCCUAUUAGAUCUGCAUCUAAAACACAUUUAACUACUAGUGAUUCUACUACUAAAACCUUUUCUAAAAAAUCAAUAUUUAACGAGGCAACAGAUUCGAUUCUAAGUUAUAAUUAUGAUAACCCAAAGUCUUUAAUCUUUAAACAUUCGAUUUUCAUAUUAACGAAUGUGUCAGAAAAUAGAGAUGAAUUAAGUGAAUUAAUACUGGCUAAUGGGGGCACUAUUUUAGAACUGGGAUUUUCUUCACUGUUCAAUUAUUCUACUUCAAAUAAUUCUGUCGAUGAAAGUUAUAAGGAAUUUGACUUAAGUUUAAAAUUUAAGGAAGAAUCUUUAAUUAAGGAUUUUAGGUUUGCAUGUCUUAUUGCAGAUAAUUAUUCAAGAAGUUUGAAAUAUCUUGAAACUUUGGCGCUUCAGUGGCCAGUUCUACAUUGGAAGUUUGUAGUAGAGUGUGUGACUAAACAGAAACUGGUACUGGAAUCAGUAUUUAAAUAUUUAUUACCUGCUGGGGAAAGUCUUAGAUUUGCAUUGCAAUCUGAUACAUCAAAAGCGUGCACUGUUAAGUCAAGUAAUAUUUUUAACUUUUAUACCAAAUUAAUCAGAAAUGAAAAACUACCCGAUCAAAUCAAUGGACUAACAAGUUUAUUAAGUGACGCUAUUGUUAUUUUAAAUGGGUCGACAGAUUUAGAUGAUUUUAUAAAAUUUUUGUUUGCUUCAACAGGAGUUAAAACUUUAUAUCAGUUAAAAGAGUUUAAAACAAAUGGAAUAAUACAGUCAAUUCAAAAAAUCUUGGAUUCAUUCGGCAAACUUCCGAAACUGAUAAUCGUUUAUAUGAAUGUCACUAAAAACUCAUCGCAGUACAUACCUGAGAAUAUUAGAGACGAAAUUAAUAAUAGUUACGAAGGAACAACCAAAUUUUAUUUCAAAUCUAAAGAGUGGCUGAUACAAACACUAAUAAAUGAAGACACUUCUCUCGGAUAG
Molecule: messenger RNA, 3342 nt
Organism: Vanderwaltozyma polyspora DSM 70294
Lineage: Eukaryota; Fungi; Ascomycota; Saccharomycetes; Saccharomycetales; Saccharomycetaceae
Gene: RAD9
Product: chromatin-binding protein RAD9
Exons: 1
Coding region: 1-3342 (1113 amino acids)
Biological process (GO): DNA damage checkpoint signaling; positive regulation of transcription by RNA polymerase II
Cellular component (GO): nucleus
Molecular function (GO): histone binding
Source: RefSeq, a predicted model, not a curated record